AUGUAUCCGUUUCUCAACAUUCCUCCUAGUUAUCCAAAUCAUAGUUAUUCUAUCUACAGACAUUCUGACCCAUAUCAAAAUAAUUAUUCUUGUAAAAUUCCUGAAAGAAGUCAUUUAUAUGCAAAAAAUAUUAAACCACCUCAAAUUGCUUUGUCCAGUCAAACUAUUUACCGAUUUCGUUCAUUUACUCUUACACUUACUGUUUCUGAAGAUUGGAGAAUUAUUAAUCAUCUUCGUCCUGAAGAUGUAAUUAAAGCAGUUAUGUCUGCUACUUGUCAUAAAGAAAGUGCUAUUGAGAAUCAUUUAAGUGACGAAGUAAAAAGUUGUAAAAUAUGUCAAUCAGACAGAAGAAUAAUUGAAAUAGAUCAUUGUGAUCAAAACCAAAUUGGUCCAGUAACUACACAGGAUGGUUUAGAAAAAUAUACGUUCAAUAAAUGUAAGUCUUAUUGUUCUUCUUCAAGAAGUCAUCAUCAUAGUCGUCUUUGUCUUGUUAUUAAUGGACUUCCAGGAGGACCUUAUUAUUCUGCACCAUUUGUUCUACAAGCCCGAGAAAAAAGAAGCAUUAAACCAUCUCUAGAAGAAUUUAAAUUAACAGAAAACAAACAACAAUUAUCAGUUACAUCAGAAGAACGAGAUAUUCAUACAAUAAAAGAAGAUGGGAUUGAUCUAAAUGAAGAGAGUGGAACAGAAGUUAUAGUCACCACUAAAAAUGAAAAUGCAGUAGUAAUAUUAUUAUAUAUGAAUAAUAUAGAUAUCAUUAAUCAAAUCUCUGAGCAUUUCACUGCUAGUCUUAAAAAAAUAGAUGGAGUAAUAACGGUUAAAACAAAAGCACAAAAUAAAAACAUUUAUUUUUGUGUGUUUAUAGAUCAAGAUGAAAGUUUAGAAAAAGUAACUCAAUAUACAAAUGACUAUAUUAAAAAUAACACUGGAAGUGAAAAUGGAUUUAAUGCUAAUUUAUUAACUAUUGGAAUCAUUCGAAAUUUCUUAAUCAGUGAUAGUAAAAAUUAA
Messenger RNA from Entamoeba histolytica HM-1:IMSS, 1008 nucleotides. RefSeq lists its product as uncharacterized. The coding region runs from base 1 to 1008 and encodes 335 amino acids. The record is from RefSeq and is a predicted model, not a curated record. The transcript has a single exon. Lineage: Eukaryota; Evosea; Mastigamoebida; Endamoebidae.